This is a messenger RNA of Candidula unifasciata, 804 nucleotides long. NCBI's taxonomy places the organism in Eukaryota, Metazoa, Mollusca, Gastropoda, Stylommatophora, Geomitridae. The record is from the annotation of a GenBank genome assembly.
AUGCCGCGUCAAGACGGGUCCAUUUACGUUGGACGGUUGGCUAAAAACACUCGUCAGAAAGAUCUAGAGGAGAUUUUUGAAUCAUAUGGACGUUUGCUGCGUUGCGAUAUCAAAUAUGGCUCAGAAAUGGCAUAUGCCUUUAUUGACUUUGAAGACAGGAGAGAUGCUGAGGAUUGUGUAAAAUAUGAAAAUGGCAGAGAAUUCAAUGGACAGACUAUCACAGUGGAAUGGGCCAAAGGUGGAAAAGAGAAAAGAAUUACCUAUGAUGAGUGCUUCCGCUGUCGACGGACUGGCCAUUGGGCUCGCGAUUGCCCUGAAUUGAGAUGGGGAGGGCGUGGUGGUGGCGGAGGAGGAGGGGGUGGUGGUGGCAGAUUUGGUGGCCGGCGGAGAUCGCCGUCUCCAAGACGGAGAAGGUCACGAUCUCGAGACAGAAGACGCAGGAGUCGCAGCCGGUCUUACAACCGCAGUAGCAAGCGCAGCAGGUCCCGUGACAGGAGGCGAAGCCGAAGCCGCUCUAAUGAGAGGAAGCGGAGCAGGUCUGGCAGUGGCUCAGACCGAUCCAGGAGUGGAUCCGUGGAUAAGAAAAAAGACACCCGCCAAAAGAAUGACUCAAGGGAUAGAAAGAGCAGCGGCUCUCGAAGCAAGUCUCGCUCCAAAUCAAAAAGCCGUUCAAAGACGCCAAAGCAGGAGCUUGACAACUCUAAUGAGCAAGUUGCUGGUGACAGAUUUAAGGAAGACAAUGACAAUGGACGAGACAAUGAUGAUGAUGAUGAUCGUAGAUCUCGAAGUGGCAGCAAAGAUUGA